Paramecium pentaurelia is the source of this 2662-nucleotide messenger RNA. The record is from the annotation of a GenBank genome assembly. Lineage: Eukaryota; Ciliophora; Oligohymenophorea; Peniculida; Parameciidae.
AUGAAAAUUAAUAAUAAAGAAUUUUGGUAUUAUUUCAAAUGCUUUAUUGAUAUUGCUCUAUCAGGGAUAAUUUAUGGUUAUUCAAAAGAUUCUUUUAUUGUAUCCAUCAAUACAAUUAUAAUUCAAUUUCUAUGCAUUUUAUUAUCACCUUGUAUAGCAAAGAAAUUUGGUAACAAAAAGAGAAAAUACAUAUAAAUUGUAAUGUUAUUAGCAUAAUUGGUACAAAUAUAUUAUUGUUGCUUUUAUUUUACAGAAAUAUUGAAAUAUGGUUAUCUGCUUAUUAAAUUUUAUGAGAAACAAUUAAUUGAUGUUCUAUAGAAAUAAAUUAGUUACAUCUUUUUAAUUGUUUUGAAUGCUAUAUAAUUAUUUUUGAUGAUAUCUUAAAAUGAAUAAGGAGUUACAUACAUUACAGUAGGUUAUGCAACUAUGUUGAUUUUUAAAGAAAAACAUUAAAUAAUUAAAAAAUAGGAGAAAAUUAAAUUUGAAUAGUUAUCAAAAACAGAAACCAAAGCCACAUCAACUUAAAUAAGAUAAUCUUUAUUAAUUAAUCGUAUUAGUGAAUCUGUUAGUUUAAAGUGGAUGAAUAAAUUAUAAAGUUUUCCUGUUGGAAUAGUAAUAGUUAAAAAGGAUAAUUUAGAAAUUUUAUUUGAAAAUGAUUAAUUAUUAUAAAUAUUUUAAGCAGAAAGGGAUAUAGGUAGAUUUAUUCUUGAAAAUUUAGAAUGUACAAUAAUACAAAAGAAAAACACUUAUUUUCUACAUCAAACAAGCAUUGUGUUAGAUAAAAAUAGUUACCUUUAAGCUUCAGGAACUAUCAAUUUAACAUAAUAAAAAAUAUAAAAUAAGACAUUCACUAUUAAACAAAUUUUAAAUUUAUUAAAUUUAGGAUAAUUAGAAAAAAUUAAAGCACAUGAUGAUUAAUUAGAAUUAUCUGCUACAUUUUGUAAAGGAAAUGAAGCAUUUUUUGAUGAGAGAAAUCUAUUAUUUAAAAUUUCAUAUUCUUAAGAUGAAAAUGAAUAUUUGAUAAUAAUUUAAGAUAUUACACUUUAAACUAAUUUCAAAAAAAUGGAAACAAAAGAAUAAUUCAUUGUAAAAAUGAUUGAUUCAUUUUCACAUGAAUUAAGAACACCAUUAAAUAGUGCAGAAUUAUUUUUAUAAGGAUUAAGUUAAACUAAUUAAUUACCAAUUUAAUUAAAAGAACAUUAUAUUGAUCCUGCUAAAAAUUCAUUAAGAUUAUAAGCUUACAUUAUAAGAGACAUAAUUGAUUUUACAUAAUUCAAUUAGAAGAUGAUUAAAUAUCACUUUUCAGAUUUCAAUUUUGUAGAUAUCAUUUAAGAAAUUAAUGAUUUAUUUAAACUUAUUUUUUAACAUAAGAAAAUAGGAUUACAUGUAAAUGCUUAAAGAUCUAUUCCAAAUAUUAUAAAGUCUGAUUAUUAUAGGAUUAUGUAAAUCUUAGUUAAUAUUAUAUCAAAUUCAGUUAAAUUUAGUUCUCAAGGGUAAGUUGAAGUAGUAAUUUAAGGAUUUGAUGACUAUGUAUUAUUUAGUAUAUAAGAUUAAGGAUAAGGUAUAGAACCAUAACUCUUAGCAAAAAUCUAAUAAACUCUUUAAGAUUUUGCUUUGAAUAGAAGUAUAUCUUAAUAACAUGAAUGGUAAGGUUUAGGACUUUUAGUAAGUUAAAUGAAUUUGAUUACUUUGGCUCCUUAAAAUAAAUCCUAUCUUCAAAUUACUUCUAAAGGAUUGAAUUAAGGAGUUGAAGUUAAAUUCAGAAUUAAGACUCAAACUUAAGUAUUUUCAUAAUAGUUAGGUUAAAUUAAAACAUUUAAAAGAGGAUCUCUAGCAACACCUAAUACUGUUCCUGAUCUUAGUGAAGGUUUGUAAGGUAUUUAUAUAAAACUAUAAUAUUAGGAUUAUUAAUCAUAGCUAAUGCUGAAUAUAAAAAUACAUCAGUUAAAAAUAUACCUGUCAAGGAUCUAUCUUCAGUGGCUAAUUAUUAUGGGAAACCAUAAUCGAAUUAGAUACUUGGAAUUUAAUUUGAGACAGAUAUUUAAAUUUAAGGUAGAAAGAGAUAUUAUAUUAGUAUUUAGAUACUGAUAGAUUUGGUUUGACUCAUCAACUUAUUUAGAUAUAAUCAAAUUUCAAUCCUAAAUUUAUUACUAAUAAACAUAGAUAAAACUCAUUAGUAUCUAGAAUGUAAUAAAGAAUUGAUGAUCAGAGUUAAAUAUAAUCUAAUUUUAGUAAAGUAAAGAUUAAAUUUAAAUGUUAAUGUUAAAGAGCUUUGUCUGUAGAUGAUGAUUCUUUUAAUUAAAAGGCUCUUGAAAUGAUUCUUGGAUAGAUGGGAUUUGAAAUAUAAUUAGCAUAUAAUGGUUAAUAAGCAAUAGAGACUAUUAAAAAUACAAAAAAAUGUUGUGAAGAUUGUUAACUUUAUGUUUUCAUUUUGAUGGAUUGUUAAAUGCCAAUUUUAGAUGGAUGGCAAACAACAAAAAGAUUAAAAAAUAUGAUGAAUGGAAAUAUCAUUCCAUCUAUUCCUAUUAUUGGAUUAACUGCUUUUAAUGGAUAAUAUGAAAUAGAAAAAUGUUUUGAAAGUGGAAUGUAAAAGGUAUUAACUAAACCAUUGAAUAUUGAUGAUUUCAAAUAAGCAUUGAUUCGUAUUUAUAGGUUAGUUUGA